AUGCUGAAACGCCAAUUGCAUAAGGUUCCUGCAGCAAUCUAUAAAAUUCCAAGGGCUCCUCCCGACAAGAUCCUCGGUCUAACCGAGGAAUUCAAUAAAGAUAAAAACCCCAAUAAAACGAAUUUAACAGUGGGGAUUUAUAAGGACAAUUGGGGCCAUGUAACCACUUUUCCUAGUGUGGCAAGAGCGCAGAUGGUACUGGAUCAGAGUUUCGAGAUGAAUACAGAUUUGUCGUAUCUACCCAUAGAGGGAUGCCCGGACUUCCAAUCCAACGUUUUGCAGUUCCUGUACAAGGAAAGUUGCCCUGAGGGGGCUGAAUUUCUGAGCAAAAACCGUAUAAGUUUUGUGCAGACACUAUCGGGAACAGGAGCGCUCGCUGUGGCCUCGAAGUUACUUUCACUUUUCAUGUCGAAAGCUGUUUGGAUUCCAAAUCCAUCGUGGCCCAACCAUGCAAACGUUUUCCAGAAUAACGGUUUCAAGAGAAUAAACUACUAUACCUAUUACCGAGAUGGUGGUUUAGAUGUUGACAGCUGGCUUCAAGACUUAGAGCAAGCGGUCCGUGAUGGAGAUGGGUCACCACAAUGCAUUGUGCUACACGCCUGCUGUCACAACCCAACAGGUGUGGACCCCUCCUUAGAACAAUGGCGCACCAUUCUUGAUAAAAUCAAUGAACUCAAUUUAAUACCAAUAAUAGAUAUGGCAUAUCAAGGGCUGGAUACAGGGGACCUUCACAAAGACGCUUACCUCCUGCGAAUGAGCUUGGAUGAAGAGAGAUAUCAGUGGCCCAAUGGGCUGUUCCUGUGCCAGUCGUUUGCAAAAAAUAUGGGAUUAUAUGGUGAGCGAGUUGGCUCUCUUUCAGUAGUUACCCCAGCCGAUACAGAGCUGAAGCUCAACAUAGACUCCCAGUUAAAAAAGAUUGUGCGUGGCAUGUACUCUUCCCCACCUGGUUACGGCUCUCGUGUGGCAAACGUUGUUCUUUCAAAUCCAGAAUUGAAAAAGACUUGGUUUAAAGAUGUUCAAAACAUGGCCUCCAGACUGCAGUAUGUCCGGGCAGAGUUGGGAAAACGGUUAGACUGGCCUUUAUUGAACAAUACAAGAGCCAAUCAUGGAAUGUUUUUGUAUACUGGGUUAGACCCCUCUAAAGUGGAUCAGUUGAGAAGAAACCAUUCAGUGUACUUAGUUCAGGACGGUCGGCUGUCCCUAAGUGGAUUAAAUGAUUCUAACCUCGAUUACGUUUGUGACGCAUUGAAGAAAGUUAGCGAAUGA
Messenger RNA from Lachancea thermotolerans CBS 6340, 1266 nucleotides. It is a transcript of the gene AAT1, whose product is annotated as aspartate transaminase AAT1. Bases 1 to 1266 code for a protein of 421 amino acids. NCBI's taxonomy places the organism in Eukaryota, Fungi, Ascomycota, Saccharomycetes, Saccharomycetales, Saccharomycetaceae. The transcript has a single exon. Gene Ontology annotation, molecular function: L-aspartate:2-oxoglutarate transaminase activity; pyridoxal phosphate binding. Gene Ontology annotation, biological process: L-aspartate catabolic process; biosynthetic process. The record is from RefSeq and is a predicted model, not a curated record. Gene Ontology annotation, cellular component: mitochondrion.